AUGUCCUUCUCCAGCCAGCUCAGCUCCCGCUGCUCCGCGCCCUGCGCCGUCUCCUGCCCCCAGCCCUGCGCCGACACCUGGAACCAGCCCUGCGUCACCUCCUGCGGGGACUCGCGGGCCGUCAUCCACCCGCCGCCCGUGCUCAUCACCUUCCCGGGGCCCAUCCUCAGCUCCUGCCCCCAGGAGAGCAUCGUGGGCUCGGCGCUCCCGGCAGGAAUGGAGCGCCCCGGGGGCCUGCAGGGCUCCCUGCUCUAUGGGGGCUUCUUCUCCUCCUCCAGGGGCGCCUGGGGCCAGCGCUCCGGGGGCUGCGGGCCCUGCUGA
Agelaius phoeniceus (red-winged blackbird) is the source of this 321-nucleotide messenger RNA. The record is from RefSeq and is a predicted model, not a curated record. Lineage: Eukaryota; Metazoa; Chordata; Aves; Passeriformes; Icteridae.